Messenger RNA from Myripristis murdjan (pinecone soldierfish), 3947 nucleotides. RefSeq names its product ephrin-A5-like. The record is from RefSeq and is a predicted model, not a curated record. The transcript is spliced from 5 exons. Gene Ontology annotation, cellular component: plasma membrane; external side of plasma membrane. Lineage: Eukaryota; Metazoa; Chordata; Actinopteri; Holocentriformes; Holocentridae. Gene Ontology annotation, biological process: regulation of actin cytoskeleton organization; ephrin receptor signaling pathway; axon guidance. Gene Ontology annotation, molecular function: ephrin receptor binding. Bases 865 to 1557 code for a protein of 230 amino acids.
GCAGGAGCAAGAGCGCUGACUUGGAUUGGUUUCUCCAGAUUGAUAACACCACUCUUCAUGCGCUCUCGGUUGUGUGUCAGGGCUGCUUGCCAGGGGACAUAUAGCUCUGCGUUUACGCACAAGAGAGAGGUUUUAUUUACUUGCGUUAGGCAGGGCUGGAGCGCUUGGGAAGCUGCGGGUCUAACCGGAGCUGCUGGUUUAAUAAGUCCUGUUCUUGCCUUGGCAGUUUAGCCGACACCAGAGGAGCGAUCCGGAUUUUGAGAGAGGAUAACGACGAAAACGACGCUACAGAGAUUGCGCUUUUCUCCGUCUCCGUCCCUGCGAUAUAGAACAUUAAUUUCCACUUAACAUUUUUUGCAGAAGGGCUGCGUACGUUGUCACCUCUCCUGGAAAUUCAAUGCAAGUUAGAGAAACUGUUUGGUGCGCGGAGUGGAGUUGAGCCGGAGGGAGAUUGUUGCGGACUGUGCUUAUAUUAGUAACAGCUUAUAGGUGUUUUAUUUUUUGUAUAGUUCGUUUUUGGAAGAGACUUGGGGUUUUUUUUGUAUUUCUCCGCGCAAGCGACUGAAGUGGAUGUGUUGGAUGCAAUGGGUGCGCGAUCUCACUGUUAGAUCGGACUGAAACCGAAACCUCUAUUUAAGAGAAACACCGUCAACUUAACCCUAUAUUCGUGGUAAACAGUGAAGUGAGGACUACAGCUCGUGAGGGAGGAAAACGGUGUGGAGCGACAUUCAGAUGUGACCGGCCUCUCCUCGCUGCUCGCAUCACAAGAUUUUUCGCCACCACAUCCAGUCCAAAAAAAAAAAAGAAAAAGAAAAAAAAAACGCCGAAUCAGGAGGGACUUUGGCUCGGCCAAGUUUGAGAGCAAUGCCGCAGGUGGAAAUGAUCCUGUUCCUCUUCUUCAUCAUUGGGAUGUGUGUGUAUGGCCAGGACCCGGCAUCCAAGGUGGUGUCCGACCGAUACGCCGUCUACUGGAACCGCACCAACCCCAGGUUCUACCGGGGCGAUUACCACAUCGACGUGUGCAUCAACGAUUACCUCGACGUCUACUGUCCGCACUACAUGGACCCUGUCGCGGACGAGCGGGCGGAGCGCUACGUCCUCUACAUGGUCAACUACGACGGCUACAGCUCCUGCGACCACACCUCCAAGGGCUUCAAGCGCUGGGAGUGCAACAGGCCCCUCUCGCCCAACGGACCGCUCAAGUUCUCGGAGAAGUUCCAGCUCUUCACCCCGUUCUCCCUGGGCUUCGAGUUUCGCCCUGGCAGAGAGUACUACUACAUAUCCUCCACCGUCGACGACAGGGGAAGAAGAAGCUGCCUUCGACUCAAAGUCUUCGUCAGGCCUGCAACAGACAAUUGUGUGAAAAAUUCUGGAAACGUGCAGGAAGGGGUCGAUUUUGAUGAGAGGAUCCAUAAUUCCCUAGAACCCAGAGACGACACCAGUCAUGAGUCGGCCGAGCCCUCUCGAGGAGACGUGAACUCCGCGGGAUGGAGCCAGACUUCGCCCCUCCUGCUCAGCGGCGCCCUCCUCCUCCUGGCGGUCAUCUUGUCUUUAUAGCGCCGACAGUCCCGGAGGAAUUUCCAGGAAUGGACCGUCCUGAUUGGACCGCAGGCGCCCUAUACCCUGUAACCCGUCCCCCAAGGAGCACUUUUAAGAAUAAAAUGAAAAAAAAAGAAAAAAAAAAAACACUGACAAUCUCUCUCGGCGAAAGAGAGAGAGGGACUUCUGCGGGGAAGCCUUCUUUGUUUGUGACGUUGGAAAGUGAAAUGCCAAUUAGUGUGAUUCUUAACUUUCCGGUGGAUGCUUAAACGCUCAAAGUGUCCCACUUGAAUUAGGCAGGGUGUCUUACCUCUACGCACCACUACCAUUCACAGUAUGCAGAUAGUAAACAUUAGUUUCUGUCAUGAGACAUGUUCCCUAAUCAUCUACAGUAGAACACACACUUACGCACAGUGCGCAGAAUUCACAAUCAGUCCUCUUUAGCUUGAACGGGGAAGAAGCACAGCCGGAUCUCUCCAGGUUUACAGAUUUAAGUCUGAACAGAGUCUGUGCGUCAGAAACAGCGCAUCACCCCGACAUGUCACACCAUAUCAUAAGUCUUACAUUACAAUGGAAGACGAUCAGAGUUUGAACAAGAUCUGGGACUGAUGCGAUCAGCUUUUAGAUGUAACAAAAAUCCAUUAAUGACCAUGAUUACACACACAUGGGCCAACACGAAAGGAAAAACGAAACAAAACAAAACAAACAAAAAAAAAAAAAGACGAUUGUCGUGUUGCCGAGGGGAUGGGGCAAGUUAAACUUCCUCUCAGGUGAAAGGAGUUGGAUUUGUUGUCUCCGAGACUGUGCAUGGCGGACCCUUCGUGAAAGGAAAAAGAAAGAGAAAAAGAAAAUGAAAAUGAAAAGAAGCACUCAUCUUUUAGUACUUUGUGUCUGAGUAGGGGCGAUUUAAUGAUCGAUUAAUGUAUUUUUUUUGUUGUUCAUUUUCUUUUCUUUAAAAAAAAAAAAAAAAAAAAAAGAAUCACGUAAUUCAAAGUGUAGCAGCCAACACGGGUGUGUAAUAUUUGAGCGCAGUGUAGAAGUCGAUAUGGUAUUUUGCCAGGCAAAUGUAUUUUCCUAUUUAUUGUGAAGUCCUUGUGCUUUUUUUUCUGUUCUGAUUUAGGCUCUGUAACUACAGUAGAAAGGCAAUAAAUUAAAAAAAAAGAAAACACACACACACACACACACACACUUUCUCCCACACUUUUCCAUUUACGAAGCUCAUAUCACCCAGGAUUCAUUUGAUACAAUCAUACCGUACAACAAAAGACAAUAAUCUGUGUCUGUUUGGAUUUUGCGCUGAAUUCAGUGGAUUGUUUUAAUUGUUUUAACGGAGUCCAGGAAGACGUCUGAUGUGCUAUCAGGGUGUAGAAAUCGUAGAAUAUUUGUAUUUGUGUUUCGAAAUUUGUCAUGAACGAGUGACACGCGAUGUGUACUACGUCAGUCUGUUUUUACUAUUCACCUACCGCUUUUGUGAGUCAGUGUCAGAACACAAUUAUAAUUACUGUACAUAGAGGCAAAUUUCCUACAGGAUUCAGGGAUGUGUCCAUGCCCAAUGCGAGUUGAAGAAAUUUGAUUUUAUCGGUUUUGGUCGGGGGGGGUUAUUGCUCCCCAAAUAAAGCAGCACAACUUUUCUGUGGCUCGGGAUGAUUCAGACAGUGACCAAGUUGGAGAACAGGUUUCCCCGUGGUGGCGGUGGUGGUAGUAGAGAGGUUGGAUGUGAUUUAGUUGCCGUCUUUGAUGUCGUGUAAAGUGGCGUCUGUACAGACCAUACACCGGGGGCACCGUCGUACGGGUUAUUUCUGGAAUGAAAAAUCGACCACCAAGAGAGAUGGAAAAAAAAGGGAAGGGGAGAGAGAGAGAGGGGGGGGGGAGUGGUGUCCUGUUCACCCAGGGCAAACUGAAAUCCUACCACUAGUGGACCUGAGAGAGAGAGAGAGAGAGAGAGAGAGAGAGAAGGAGAGAGAGAUUGAAGCUUCGUAGUGCUCCUGCUGAGAUCAAUAGUAAUGUUCUUUUCAAAAUGCAGGAACACAGGGUAAACGUAUCCUUUCCACCCAUCACUCUCGGCAACACCAGUACCUUAACAUUCACUCACUGCCAAAUGAAAGACAACCCUACUAGUUUUCUUUUUUUUUUUUUUUCUUUUUUUUUUUGGCUGAAAAACACUUUACUGCUUGUAGUCGCUGCUCAUUGAGGCUCAGUUCAACCAAGAACAGCAGACGCUACGAGUCCAUUGUCACUGAAAUCAUCGACUCCAGCCACGCCACAAAUGGGAAAUACAAAUCAGUUAGUUUCGUGGAUACUGUGUAUCCAACAAUUAGUCUAUGUAACAUACAGUGUUAGGUAGUUUUUUUCACACCUCUUUUGAAGGGCAAUUUAACUGAGACACAUUAUUAAUGUUCUUAGCGAGA